AUGGUGUCAGCCGAAGCGCAGCAUCCAAGCGUUUAUAUCAAAAAUGCGUUCAAAACCGUUUACUACCGGUUCUGCAUAUUUUUCGUCUUCAGCGCUCUAGCUGUGGGUAUCGUAUGUGCACACGACGACCCCAAGCUCACUGAAAUCUAUUUUGGUGAAGGUGGUGCUGGGAACGCUGCUUCAUCACCUUACGUCAUUGCAAUGCAGAAUCUGAGUAUUACUGGUUUGCCUCAUGUGGUGAACUUCUUGGUCUUUACCUCGAUCUUUUCUGCCGGCAAUACUUAUUGCUAUGCAGCUACUCGAGCUCUCUAUUCACUUGCGCUUGCCGGUCGUGCCCCUCACUUUCUCACUUACGUCAAUUCUCGGGGAAUUCCUAUUUGGUGCUUUUGUGUCACGAUGCUCUUCUCAUUGCUCAGCUAUUUACAAUGCGCGAAUGGAUCCGCCGAGGUUCUGAAUUGGCUGGUCAGUAUUGUCACCGGCGGUGCCCUCAUCAAUUUCCUCGUUAUUUCUAUUACCUUCAUCAACUACCAUAAGGCAUGCGAGGCUCAAGGCGUUGAUCGCAAGACGCGACCUUACUAUGGAUACUUCCAACCUUACGGAGCGUACACCGCCCUGUUUAUACAAACCCUCAUCUGCCUGACAUACGGUUAUAAUGCGUUCAGGCCCUGGAGUACCGAGGUAUUCUUUCAGAACUACUCCAUGCAGUUGGUAGCGGUUAUUUUCUUUAUUGGGUGGAAGUUCGGGAAGAAGACACGAUAUAUCAGACCCAAAGAGGUAGACCUUAUUUGGGAGCGUCCUGAGAUUGACGCAUAUGAGGCCUCCUCCACUGACCCACUUACUGGGUUUUGGGAGGAGAUGGGCCAUCUUGUUGGCAUUCGACAGAAGAAGAAGACUUCUCAAGCAUAG
Fusarium sp. VM40 is the source of this 906-nucleotide messenger RNA. The record is from the annotation of a GenBank genome assembly. NCBI's taxonomy places the organism in Eukaryota, Fungi, Ascomycota, Sordariomycetes, Hypocreales, Nectriaceae.